CAGAGUAACGGUGACCCAGCCAGUGAUUUGCCAGGAUCAUGUCGUGUCAGUGCGCGCAGAGACACCGCCGGCCAAAUCGCUCUUACGGGCCGUGCGUUCACCCUUGCCGUGCGGGCUCGCAGGGGUGAAAGUUUCCAGUGGUGAGAGCCCGCCUAUCGCGAACACGCGUGACGCGAAUCACGAUCAUCCCGGAGACGAUCGCAACGUGAUCGAUAAAACUCCUAAUCUUGAAAGCCGAUUUUUUCUUAGAUAUUACCGUUAUAUCGAUAUAUCAAUUCUUUAAGUAUACCCCGUGAUAUUUUCGAGUGAUUGCGUCGGAGAAACGUGAAACACGUGGAAAAAACACAGGCGUUUAGUAUCCCACAAACAAGAUGCUCUCUCAUGUUGAAAAAAAGAAAGGGUUUCCAAGAUGAGAAAGUGAAUAAUUUUAUACUUGGAAGGAAUUUUUUAUUAUAGAAGAGAGAGAGAGAGAGAGAGAGAAAGAGUUUGUAAAAGGUACAAUAUGGACGAAUAUAAUAGGACAAACGCAGAUGUUUGGAGGAAAAAAUUGGUAAAACCGGCCGGAGCUAUUUGUCGAUCGACUAGCGAGCUGGAACGUGGAAACUGCACUCGAGGUUGCAUGAUGUCGUUGACCUCCUUCCGGGCGCCACGGUUCUGCGGUGUACCAUCGGUUUAACGUGCUUUGUUGAUUUAAAUCGAAGUUCUACUGUAUCUUACAGAGAGCUAUUAUUAAAGAAAGGAAUAUUUUAAAUCUCGGAUCUAAUUAUUCGCUAUGAAUAUAAAACGCGCCGCAACCUAUCAUCGUGAGAUGAUGAUGAUAAUGAUCGCUCAGGAAUAGAUGAAGAUUCGUGUUUGGAUGGCUUGCAAACGAAAGCGAAAAAAGCUUGAGAUACGACGUGCCUGAGAAAAGUUCUCGGAAACCCUGUGCCACUGCGCCAUUUAACAUGGCGUAGCGGCACAAGCUCGAAUAUCAGUGCAACAUAGAGAGAUCGAGCAUUAUAACGAGAAUGAAAAUAGUCAUGCGGUAGCAUGGACUAAACGAGAGCGCUUAGAGUAUCAGCUCGAUAAAUUUUGGCUCCAAAUUGGAGCGAAGGCAGAUUGAGUACCAUCAAAACAACAGCCCUGGCAUCCAUGGUGAUGAUUCCCGGCGAUGAUCGGGUACAAUCAACACAAUUCCGGCUACAACAAGCUAUUUACCCAGGGCUCGGCAGACUCGAACUACUCGCAGCCGAGCUCAGAUCUCUCGCUGGACGAGGAGAAGGAAAGCUUGCGACGCGAGAAGGAGAGGCAGGCCCUCAAUCAGCUCGAAAAAGCCAGGUCAAAGCCGGUAGCGUUUGCAGUGCGGACCAACGUGAGCUAUGACGGAUCCGUCGACGAUGAUUCACCCGUCCACGGCUCCGCCGUCAGCUUUGACGUCCGCGAUUUUCUUCACAUCAAGGAGAAGUACGACAACAACUGGUGGAUUGGCAGGCUCGUGAAAGAGAACUGCGACGUCGGUUUCAUCCCGUCACCGGUGAAGCUGGAGGCCUUAAGGUUACAGGCGAGCGCCGCGCGUGGUACGAAGGGCCUGUACUCGACUCGAGGAGGGUCUUCAGGGAACCUUGGCGAGAGUGGUAUGCCCUCACGUGGUUCCACACCACCUACGCCAGGUGACGACAGUGACAGUGUCGGCAACGUACGACCCGGCAAGGCGACCCUGACGACACCACCUGCUAAGGAGAAGCGGAAGAACUUCUUCAAGAAGCCGUCCUACGAAACGACGACCCCCUACGACGUGGUACCAUCCAUGAGGCCUGUGGUACUGGUCGGGCCGUCGCUCAAGGGUUAUCAGGUGACAGAUAUGAUGCAGAAGGCACUCUUCGAUUUCCUUAAACAUCGCUUCGAAGGCAGAAUUAUUAUCACGAGGGUAAUGGCAGAUAUUUCGUUAGCGAAAAGAUCCUUGCUGAACAAUCCAACUAAAAGAGCAAUAAUGGAACGGUCAACCAGCAGGAGCAGCUGUUUAGCGGAAGUUCAGCAAGAGAUCGAGAGGAUUUUUGAACUUGCUAGAACUCUUCAGUUAGUUGUUUUGGAUUGCGAUACCAUAAACCAUCCAUCGCAGUUAGCGAAGACCAGUCUGGCGCCAACGAUCGUUUAUUUGAAAAUUUCUUCGCCAAAAGUUCUGCAGAGGCUGAUUAAAACCCGAGGGAAGUCGCAGAUACGUCACCUCAAUGUGCAGAUGGUGGCCGCGGAAAAACUGGCGCAAUGUCCGCCAGAUAUGUUUGACGUCAUCCUGGAUGAAAAUCAAUUAGAGGAGGCGUGCGAACACGUGGCCGAGUAUCUGGAAGCAUAUUGGAGGGCGACGCAUCCGCCAGAUUUUACCUCGGUGCCACGAGCCGUGCCUGCACCUGACGCACCGACAGAUACAUACACGCAACGCGUGCCAUCAGGUGCCCCUCAUGAGCCUUAUUAUCAUCGAAGAGGAGCCAGUUACGGUGCCGGGGAUGUCAGCGGCGGUACAAGAAGAUCGCGGCUGGAGCGGAUGGAUCGGGGAGAUCGCAUGGAUCACGAUUACGGUGAGGAGGAGCACGGCGUCGAUUACGGUAGUGCCUCGAGACGUCGCCAGCAGCAGGACUCGCGCGCUCUUAAUGCUAUUUAGGAGCUGGGGCCCCGGGGCCUGUCGCUACAGCGCUGUCCCCAUCUGCGCACCACCGCCCUAUAAAGGGCUCGCCUCCCGGUAACGCUACCGAACGUUAGAAAGUGCGCUACCUCGCGAUAAGAUCGCUGCGCUCUGUUAGUGGGGCUGUUUUCUGUCGCGCUAAAAAAAAAGGGGAAUGAAAAAAAAAGAAGAAAGAUAGGAAUCCGCAGAUCGGCCGACACGCGCCACCGAGUUUAAAAGACGCUACCAUGUAUAUCGAUUCUAUCCGGGUGCAUUUUGAGACGAUCUCGAAACCGUUGACGAUUUAUCUUCGCGUACCUGUUCACAACUAGGAAACCUCGCUAUUGAUACGCUACCAAUCGCCAGCAGCGUGCACGCUAUAAUCUCGGAAAACACUUGCAUUUUUGUAUUCGCGCUGCUUGCGAGAAAAAUUAAAGCGUGAUGCCAGAUUUCAUUGCUGUUUAAUUGGAGAACGCGAUUCAGUUGCGCUGUAACUGUUGGAGAAUUUUGUAUCACAAUCGAAACGUGAAUCCUUAUCUUCCGAAAGCUCUUGCAUCUAUAAUAAUUCAUUAUAAUGUUCACUGUGACUACUAUUCUUUUGCACUACUGAACAUUUCGAUAGCAUUUGCAAUUUCAGCUCAAUUGUAUGAUUACGCUUCGUUAAUAAUGGAUCAACAAAAGACGAUUUAAUGAUAAAGCAUUGAAAACUUUUUCUUCUUCUGCUUCUUCUUCUUCUAAUAUGCCAUCAGUCACCAGCAGCGUGCACGUGUGGUUAUCAAGACACCUUUACUCCGAUAACUUACGUCGCUUAUUGUCGAGCAAAGUACGUGCAAUGAUUCUAUGCCAAAAUAGCCGUUUUUGAGCAUUGCUGGACGAAUUUUAUCAGCGUGAUACUAAUUCCACAAUUCGUACACAUAUAUCUAGAAACAUAUUUUCACAUUUGUAUGUCGCGUCUUGCCUCACCAAUCAAUGUCCCAGUUUCAAUGUCGCGUAUUACUCUGGCGAUGUCAUCAGCGCGAUUACAGAGUUACGCUAUAUCGUUGAUCAUAUACCGAUUACCGAACUAUCUACACGCACAAGCAUCAUCGAAAUGUACUUGUCCGAUGACAUUAUGCUUAAGAGCUCUGCUGUAAUGCAUAGAGAGUACAUGUCAAUCAUCCAUCUCAUAUCGAUUAUAUAACAUACUAUGCCAAAUGUGUCAACCACUCAUCGUAAUAACUGUUGAUCAUGACGAGAUGCACACGCUGGCAUCUUCUCUCAAGAUAUCUCUCAUGGUACUUUACACGAAGAAAGCAUAAAACGCGUUGUGAAAUAAUCCUUCAAAAAUAUAUACAUCCGGUACUCCUCGUUAAGUACGCUACACAAAAUCGUUUGCAUAAUCAAAUCGACCCUAUACAUUUUUCACGCGAAAUGUUGCAAAACUUACUUUCGGACAAAUAUAUAUUACUUAACAAAUAUGUGAUAACGAAAAAUGGUACGAGAAAUUAUCUGAACAAUUUCAAUUUUACAAUAUUCUUUACACUAAUUGUUGAAAUUUAUUGAAAUCAAUUAAUUAUUGUAAUUAUCAAAAAUUUUCAUAUGUACGUUUUGACAUCAUAUGAUAUCUCCUAUAUCUUUGAUGUGCAUAAAUUCUAACUUUUGGACACAAAUUGUUUGUAAAAUUCCAAAAUUUAUCGCAAUAAGGAUGGACUUUUCUCUCGGUAUCUGCACGCGCUUUUUCAAUUGUCGGAAAAAUUCAUCACGAAUGCUUAAUUAAGAGUUUGAGCGUAUUUUAACGAUUGUUUAGUCAAACGAUCUUUCUAACAUCGGUCCUAGUCGAAUCGAAAUAAUCUUCCUUGUCCAUCGCAAUACACGCAGGACAAACUCCAUUCGCGAAAUCAGCUCAACAACACUAGUAGACGCGCGAGAUAAUCGCGUGGGACGAGGAGACCAUGACAGAAAGUGCACUUGAAACAGAGUGAAGAGAGCCCUGGGGCCUUAAAUCCCUGCACCGACUUCUCCCGGGCCCCAUAAUCGAAUCUUUAUGUCGAAUAACGAUCGGCGAUCGACGCAGAACUGAAUAUUUCUUGUGAUCGAUAAAAACUGAGAUUUAAGAGAGGUACAUUUGACUUCUAUCCUAGAGUUUAAUAGGGGAAGUGAUAAUGACGAUUAAUCGUAAUUGAAGAAAGUUAAUGAUCGUCUAGAAAGAAAAAUGACCAGCUAAUCUUAAUAGCUAAUUUUAACAGCUAAUUCUGCUAGUAAUCGAAAUGAAAGAGCUUUAAUGAAAUUUCGUAGCUGAUCAUAGAGAUUUCAAUUCGAUCGUCGAUCAUGACAGUGAUUGUAGCCAUCAUAAUUUUGCGAUUGCUUAGGAGCGAUCUGCAAUUAAUACGGCUCCCGAUCUCGAAUUUGAUCGUAGAAAUUGAAAUCCAUCAUCAAUUGCGACGGCGAACGUAGCUGGAUAAUGACGACUUAAUGAUUAACAUAGUGAUACUUACCAUCAAUCACGUAAUUAAAUUAGACAAAUUAACAUAGAAUUUUCUUGAGAAAGUUUUUGAUUUAUGAAGAAACGAACCCACGAACACAUUUACAAAUAUGGCUCGAAAGCAGGAAAUAUCGAUGUCGAUAUUAAAUCCUUUGAAAGUUUUCAAUUCUGAUCGGGCGUGUCCCGCUAUAAUAUGUUUAUACGUUUUAUUAGGACUAUAACAAAGGCAUACACACUGAUACACACUUCACAUAAAAGAAAACGCUCUGUGUACAUAGUAUACAUAUACAUAUAAAUUGUACACGCAAAUGAUAUGAUGAAUUCCAUCUAUUUCGCUCGAUGAAUUCUAAUCGAGAUACGAGAAAAUUAAAGAAUAUAAUUGUUCAGCGGAGAUGUGAAUAAAAUCUACAAUAUUUCACUUCUCUAUAAAUAAAAUUAUAGACUAAAUUAUGGAUAUAAUUUUAGUUCUCGCCCUACCGUUAUACAUAGCGAUAUUUUUCAACGUAUAAAGAUUGUACGACUCUCAUUAUAGACUUUCGAUAUAGAUUAUUUAUUGCUCCUCUCUCUUUCUCUCUCUCUCUUUUCAAUAUAUAUAUAUUAGAACAUUUAAUUCGCUUUUUAAACAUUAAAUAGAAAUAAUUUCAGAAAUUCACAUUAUUUGUGGCAUAAAUAAUCCUGUAUAUUUUUAUUCACAUUUCUCGCCUAUGAUGUUAUGUAAAUACUGUAAGAAGCCUUUAACGAGUAUCCUUCAAGUACUCACUUAUACAGCGUCGACAUGCUGUGAAUAAUGCAUGAAUCAGUACUCUUGUUAGCUAAAAGAUACUUGUGUAAUUAGAGCUUUGAGAGAAAGAGAGAAAGAGAGAUUUAUUUUUAUGCUAAAAUUAUAAAAAUAAAAGAGGUAUAUUUAUAUCAUAUUACGGGAAUUUCUUAGUACGUGACACGCUUACAUCGCGAAUAUUUGUCGAAUUUAUAAUCCUUGGAACGAUUCGACUGU
Molecule: messenger RNA, 6090 nt
Organism: Formica exsecta
Lineage: Eukaryota; Metazoa; Arthropoda; Insecta; Hymenoptera; Formicidae
Product: voltage-dependent L-type calcium channel subunit beta-2
Exons: 12
Coding region: 1151-2635 (494 amino acids)
Biological process (GO): neuromuscular junction development; regulation of voltage-gated calcium channel activity; calcium ion transmembrane transport
Cellular component (GO): voltage-gated calcium channel complex
Molecular function (GO): protein binding; high voltage-gated calcium channel activity
Source: RefSeq, a predicted model, not a curated record